GCUAAGUUGGCAACAGUGGUGCCAACAACAAGUGUUUAUUUUGUUUUAUGUAAUUACAAUUUUAUAUUAAUUAAUUGCUGUGGGAUAAUAUGGCACUUACAAAAGUCUAUGAUGCGGCAACCGUAUUUAAACACUUAAACGGAAUCAUAAACGUGUACAAACCAGCUGGCAUGAAGGUGAAGCACGUACGCAAUGCAAUUUUAGGCAACAUUUGCAAAGGUCUAAAUGAAAUGGAAUUGAGGGAGCCGAGAAAGCUAGCAAGCGACAGACCUCUGCUGGGCACUGGGACUGCCGCGGACAGCGUACUGCACAAUAUUGCCUCCAAUACGGAUUUAUCGGAUCACAUUCUCGCUGCCGGACCACGUUACAUGCCGGGAGACAUUCGCUGUGCAACCGUCGCAGCGCUGGGUGAUCACACAAGUGGUGUUUUAUUGUUUGGGAUAAAUAAGGGACUGAAACAGUCAAGCCGCAUACAGCGUAAUCGACCAGUGCGUGUCUACCAUGUCACCGCUUGCAUGGGCACCGCCACAGAGGAUCACUUGCCUGACUCACGCAUCACCGUGCGCUCCAACCAUCGUCACGUUUCGGCGGAUCGGAUAAGCGGCCUAGCCGCUUCCAUGCAAGCAUCACACCAGCGCAAAAUGUAUGAGCUUUGCGGUGUCGAUCUGCAGACGCAGGCAGCCUACGAAUUGGCUUGUAAGGGACUCAUAAGGCCUGCGGACAACACUCAACCAGUGAUAUAUGGCAUAAAACUGAUACACUUUGAGAGGCCACACUUUACACUCGAACUGCACGCAAUCAACGAGAGCGAACAGUACAUAGCUGCCCUGGUCCAUGACAUGGCCCUAGAGCUGCGAACGGUGGCACAUUGCUCACAAGUACGUUGCGUACGGCAUGCCCACUUCGAUGUGACCGGCAGCUUGCUUCGACAUGGCUGGCAUCUACCGGGCAUCAUCAAGAAUCUAAGGCAGCAGCGAGAGAUUCUGGAAGCGCAUCCGCAAUUGUUAGAACAGGAGCGCGUGGAACUGCAUGCAGCAGCUUCGUGAUUAGUUCAGAUAAGUCUGGCUGUGGCUAUUGGCCAGCAUCAUUUUGUCAAGCUUAAAAAGAUCUUGCUGCAGCUUAUCGUUCAGUUUCUUGCCGGCCACAGAGUCUUGCACCUUCUCCAGCACUUCCUGCGCCUCCAGAAGGCGCGACUGAGCCAGUUCCAGUUUAGUUGCAGCCUCUGCAGGCAACCUGCGAGCCUGUUCCUUCAGUGUAUGUGCAAUCUCCAUAAGGAUAACACUGACAUAGAUGGCCAACUUGAUGCUGUGCGGAUCGAGACGACGGCAUACAUUCUGCAGCUCCUCACAGAGUCGUUGCUUGCGGCCCAGUUGAAGAUCGCUGAGCGUGGCCAGUUCCAGGCCUGACUCAUGGCCAUAGAGCUGGAUGAGCGUAUGCUUCAGAUUGAACAUGUGAAAGUGAUUGGGAUGCAGGAGCUGUGAGAGACGUGCCAGCAGCAAUUCCACUUGGCUAGCUGUAGGAUUGGUAGCCAGCAACCUUUCCACCUCCUCGGUCAUGUGUGUCUGCACUUCCGUUACAUAGGUAGCAUCUACCAGCAUGGGACAAGUGUCGCACUUCCAUUGCGUCUGCUCGUUUAGAGGCUCCAGUGGCAACUGGACGCCCACACACGUCUUGGACACAUCACCCAGGCAACGCAUGGCGCUCACAUAGCUGCCGUAUUCGGUGGGAUCCUCGCAGCGUGAACAGCGACAGCUGAAGUGCUUGGUCAUGCGCAGAUGAUGUUGCCUUAGCUGCGUGCCCCACAAUAUGUUUGUAUAGGUGAUCUUCAAGUGUUCGCCCUUCUUGAUAUCGCAGCCAGCUCGAACCACAAUGCGAUGCGUGGCAGGAUCAAACUGAAAGUAACAAUUGGGCUGGCAAGCGUGCUCCAUCAUGCAGGCCUGUCUAAAGAGUCCACUCAGCUCCACUCCCGUAGGCAGCUCGAUGGCCAUGUAGUUCGUCUCAAUGAUGCCGCACAGGCGAUGCAGCAGCUCUGGCUCAUACUCAUUUAGAAGACUCUGUUGUUUCUUGUUUGCCUUGAGGUGUUGCAGAUAGCGCUGGUUCAAGUAGCCAACAAUUCGCUUCUCCGCCUCCUGUAGCAACUCCGUGCCGCGACGCUCCUCUUCAUGCGAUUGCAUCUCCAGCAAUGCCUUCCAGCGCUCUGGCUGCGAGCGCUGCAACAAAAGACACUUCAGCACCAGGAUUGCAUCGUGACGAUAAUCAUCAUGUUGUCCGGACUUGGUAGCCGACGCAUUGCCCAGCCUGAGAAUGCUGCACUCCAAAUCUUCGUGCUGACAGACAGAACUGCACACAGGCCAACGGCAACUGCAAAUAGUAUAAAAAUAAAAUAUUUACAACACUAUGCUGCAAACUAAAUAAUUAAUUGCAAUUUAUUCUUUACUUGGAAAACCAGUUUGACUUACAGAGCUCGGUCUAUAUUAGUGAUGUAGUUUGAAGUUUUCGAAAACGCCUUAAAAAGCAAGUAGGAAAAAAUGGACAGUAAUGGACAAAAAUGUUGUUUUCAAAUUUUGACGCAGAAGAACUCUAUAGGCUAAAUAAUGAUAAAAAUCUGGCAAAGCUAUGACCGUUUAAAGUUUUCGAAACUGGAUGGUAAAGUUGAACAGUGAAUUGAAAUAUUUAAUUUUUCAAUUUUGAUGCAGAAUUAAAAAAAAGGCAAAAUAAUAAUAAAAUGUACAUUCCUCAAGAAAAUCGGUUAAUAUUUGACAAAGUUAUGAUAAUUUGAAGUUAUUGAAAGAAAGUAGAGGAAAAUAUGUAAUUGGAACUGUCUUUACUUUUUUACCGGCAACGCAAAUAGUAGGAGCCAAUAAAAUAUUCAUCACACUGGGCUA
Drosophila innubila is the source of this 2885-nucleotide messenger RNA. Its product is annotated as mitochondrial mRNA pseudouridine synthase Trub2. Bases 90 to 1046 code for a protein of 318 amino acids. The transcript has 4 exons. Gene Ontology annotation, molecular function: pseudouridine synthase activity; RNA binding. Gene Ontology annotation, biological process: pseudouridine synthesis; RNA processing. The record is from RefSeq and is a predicted model, not a curated record. NCBI's taxonomy places the organism in Eukaryota, Metazoa, Arthropoda, Insecta, Diptera, Drosophilidae.